GAGCAGUCGUGCAUUCCCCGCCUCGCCUCGGGUGUAGGGAUUGCAAAAAAACAAAACUACACUGUCAAGACUGUGUAGUUUUGUUUUUAUGAUUAGAGGCUCUACAAUUCUCAUGCUGGGAUUGUCUAAAAAAAUCUUACUCUGGAUAAGGACGUCGUUCAAGAAGAUUUCGUUGGGCUUAGCCCACUCUUACAGGCACUUUGAGAGAUCAGAGUGCCUGUAAAGAUGACGACAAAAGCACCAACAUUUACGCAGCCACUGCAAAGUGUUGUGGCACUGGAGGGUAGUGCCGCAACCUUUGAGGCUCAUAUCAGUGGUUUCCCAGUUCCCGAGGUGAGCUGGUAUCGGGAUGGCCAGGUUCUCUCUGCUGCAACUCUGCCCGGUGUGCAGAUCUCGUUUAGUGAUGGCCGCGCUAAACUGGUGAUCCCCACCGUGACAGAAGCAAACAGUGGAAGAUACACCGUACAAGCCACCAAUGGAUCUGGGCAAGCAACUAGUACUGCUGAGCUACUUGUCACAGCUGGAACAGCACCACCAAACUUCUCACAACGACUACAGAGCAUGACUGCAAGGCAGGGAAGUCAAGUUCGACUUGACGUGAAAGUGACUGGAAUCCCUACACCUGUGGUGAAGUUCUAUCGGGAUGGAGUAGAAAUCCAAAGCUCCCCCGAUUUUCAAAUUUUACAAGAAGGAGACCUUUACAGCUUAAUAAUUGCAGAAGCAUAUCCUGAAGACUCCGGUACUUAUUCAGUAAAUGCCACAAAUAAUGUGGGACGUGCUACUUCAACAGCUGAAUUGCUAAUUCAAGGUGAGGAAGAAGCCGUUCCUGCUAAAAAGACAAAGACAAUUGUUUCGACUGCUCAGAUUUCACAAACAAGACAAGCCAGAAUUGAAAAGAAGAUUGAAGCCCACUUUGAUGCCAGAUCACUUACAAGUGUUGAAACAGUCAUAGAAGGUGCAACAGCCCAACAGCUCCCACACAAAGCACCUCCACGAAUGCCUCCUAGACCUACAUCAAAAUCACCAACCCCACCAAUAAUUGCUGCAAAAGCACAAAUGGCACGACAGCAAUCACCAUCACCUGUUAGGCAAUCACCGUCCCCUGUAAGACAUGUCAGAGCACCAACACCCUCUCCAGUAAGGUCAGUUUCUCCUGCUGGAAGACUCUCCACCUCACCUAUUAGACCAGUGAAAUCUCCAUCUCCAAUCCGUAAAACACAUGUAGUGACAACAGCUGGGCCUGAAGUCCUUCCUCCUUGGAAGCAGGAAGGAUAUACUGCAACCACAGAAGCCCAGAUGAAAGAAGAAAGAGUAUCUACAAGUGCUACCCAAAUAAGAACUGAAGAAAGAUGGGAGGGGAGAUACGAGGUCCAAGAACAAGUUACCAUUAGUGGUGCUACUGCUGGUGAAGUUGCAGCUGGUGCUAGAGAGGUAAAAAAAGACAGUGAAAAAACAGCAGCUGUUGCUACGGUUGUUGCUGCUGUGGAUCAAGCAAUGGUGAGAGAACCAGCUCCAGCUGUUGUAGAGCAAACUGCUAAAAGGACAGCAAUGACUGCAGUCCACGUUCAGCCUGUUCAGGAGCAGAUGAGAAAGGAGGCAACGGUAGUAGUUACCAGUGACAAAGCCACAAAACAUACAGUAAUAUCGAGAACUAGAGAAGGAAUUGUUACUUCUCAAGAACAAAGGCACAUCUCUCAUGAAAAGGUAAGAAAAGAACCAGAGAAAGCUCCAGUACCCGCAGUAAUAAUUGCCACAGACAAAGCCAAAGAGCAAGAAAGAAUAUCAAGAGCUAGAGAAGAAAUAUCUAUCAGACAUGAGCAAGUGCACAGUGCUCAUGAAAAGAUAAGAAAGGAAGAUAUGAAACCUUCUGUACCUAAGGUAGUAAUUACAACUGAUAAACCUAAACCACGAGUCAUAAUAUCGAAAAGUAAAGAAGGAAUUGCUACCAAACAAGAACAAGUGAGCAUAACCCAUGAAAAGACUGAAGCUGGAAAAAAGGCUGAAGCUGUAGCUACAGUUGUUGCAGCAGUUGAUCAGGCACGUGUUCGAUCACCCUGGGAACCAGAACAAGCAGAUGAAGCUUAUGCAAAGCAGAAAACUUUGGAAUAUGGCUAUAAAGAGCGUGCUGUAACAGAACAUGUUGCUGAGGCCCCAGCAGAACGUCAUGUUGUCAGUAAAGAAGUUAAAACUGUCUAUAUUCCUCCUGAGAAACAUAUUUCAGCUGCUGAAAAGAAGGAAGUUCAUAUAUCAGCAGAGAUAAAAAGAACAACAGAAACUGAGAAAACAAUUCAUGUUGAACACCCACGACCUCGCACAGCAAGUCCUCACUUCUCAGUCUCCAAAAUUGCUGUUCCUAAACCAGAUCAUACAUAUGAGGUUUCAAUAGCUGGAUCUGCCAUGGCCACUCUGGAAAAAGAGUUAUCAGCUACUUCUGCUGUGCAAAAGAUCACUAAGCCUGUGAAACCACCUCAGCUAAAGCCACAUGAAGUCAGGAUAAAAGCAGAGCCAGUUGCCCCUCCACAGUUUCCCUUUGGAGAGGCUGCUGAGACCUACAAAAGUCACUAUGACAUUGAGACUAAAAAGGAGGCAGGUGUAAGCAUUAAAGGUGAAGCAGUGCAGGAAGAACACUUAGUGUUGCGGAAAGAAGGUGAAGCCAAGGUGACAGAAACUGCCAGAGUUCCUACACCCAUGGAAAUCCCUGCUACUCCACCUACCUUAGUCUCAGGCCUCAAAAAUAAGACUGUGACUGAAGGGGAGUCUGUCACUCUGGAGUGCCAUAUCUCUGGUCAUCCUCAACCUACUGUGACAUGGUACAGGGAAGACUACAAGAUUGAGAGCUCAAUGGACUUCCAGAUCACUUUUAAAGCAGGGCUUGCUCGUCUUGUGAUUCGUGAAGCCUUUGCAGAAGACAGUGGAAGAUUUACCUGUACUGCUACCAAUAAAGCUGGAAGUGUCAGCACAUCUUGCCACUUACAUGUGAAGGUUUCAGAAGAAAUUGAGACUCGAGAAACCAUUUCAGAGAAGGCUUUUGCAGAAGAGAAACGCUAUGUGGAGACAAAGGAUAUUGUAAUGGAAGAUGUCUCUGCUGCAGCAGAGGAAGUAUCGGGAGAACCAAUACCUCCUUUCUUCAUAAGAAAACCCAUAGUACAUAAAUUAAUUGAAGGUGGGAGCAUUAUUUUUGAAUGCCAAGUAGGGGGCAACCCAAAGCCACAUGUCUACUGGAAAAAAGGUGGAGUUCCUCUAACGACUGGCUACAGAUACAAAGUGAGUUACAAAAGAGAAACCGGGGAAUGCAAACUUGAAAUUUCCAUGACUUUUGCCGAUGAUGCCGGAGAAUACACUAUUAUUGUUCGUAAUAAAUAUGGAGAAGCUUCUGCAACGGUCUCCUUAUUAGAAGAAGCUGAUUACGAAGCCUACAUAAAAUCACAACAAGAAAUGAUGUACCAAACUCAGGUGACUGCAUAUGUACAGGAACCUAAAGUGGCUGAGGUAGCCCCAGCUGUUUCAUAUGGUGACUUUGAAAAGGAAUAUGAAAAAGAACAAGCCCUAAUUAGAAAGAAAAUGGCAAAAGAUACUGUGAUGGUCAGAACUUUUGUAGAAGAUGAGGAAUUCCAUAUUUCUUCUUUUGAAGAAAGACUUAUCAAGGAAAUUGAACUUCGAAUUAUUAAGACCACUUUAGAUGAACUUCUCGAAGAAGAUGGAGAAGAGAUGAUGGUUGAUAUUUCUGAAUCUGAAGCUAUAGAAGCAGGAUUUGAUUUAAGAUUAAAGAAUUACAGAGCCUUUGAAGGGACAGGAGUUACUUUCCAUUGCAAGACGACUGGAUAUCCAUUGCCAAAGAUUGCAUGGUACAAAGACGGUAAGCGUAUAAGGCAUGGAGAGCGCUACCAGAUGGAAAUUCUGCAAGACGGCAGUGCCAGUCUGCGUUUGCCUGUCGUUUUACCUGAAGAUGAAGGAAUUUAUACUGUCUUUGCGAGUAAUAUAAAAGGAAAUGCCAUUUGCUCAGCAAAACUCUACGUUGAGCCAGUGGCACCCACAGCAACUCCAGGUUAUAUGCCAGGGCCAGAAGUUAUGAGAAGAUAUAGGUCUAUUUCUCCACGUUCUCCAAGCCGGUCUCCUGCCCGCAGUUCUCCUUCUCGUUCUCCUGCCCGCAGAUUAGAUGAAACUGAUGAAGGACAACUAGAGAGACUAUACAAACCAGUUUUUGUGCUGAAACCAACGUCAUUUAAAUGUUCACAGGGGCAGACGGCAAGAUUUGACUUAAAAGUUGUUGGCAGACCUAUGCCAGAGACGUACUGGUUCCAUAACGGUCAACAAGUGGUUAAUGAUUAUACCCAUAAAAUAGUGAUUAAAGAAGAUGGCACCCAGUCGUUGAUCAUUGUUCCUGCUAUGCCUGAUGACUCUGGAGAAUGGGCAGUAAUUGCUCAGAAUAGGGCAGGCAAAGCUUCAGUCUCAAUGACACUGGCUGUGGAAGCUAAGGAAGACCUAGUCAGACCACACUUUGUGGAAAGGCUGAAGAAUGUUAGUGUAAAGGAGGGCUCUAGACUGGAGAUGGCAGUGAAAGCUACUGGUAACCCUAAUCCUGACAUUGUGUGGCUGAAGAACAGUGACAUUAUUGUACCUCAUAAAUACCCCAAAAUAAAAAUUGAGGGAACCAAAGGGGCAGCUGCCCUUAAAAUUGAAUCUACUGCCAGGCAAGAUGCUGCAUGGUAUACUGCUACUGCUAUCAAUAAAGCUGGACGGGAUACUACACGGUGCAAAGUAAAUAUCGAAGUUGAACAUGCAGAACCUGAACCAGAAAGAAGAUUAAUCAUUCCAAAAGGAACUUACAAAGCCAAGGAGAUUGCAGCACCAGAGCUAGAGCCUCUACAUUUGCGUUAUGGUCAAGAGCAAUGGGAGGAAGGAGAUCUCUAUGACAAAGAAAAGCAACAGAAACCAUUUUUUAAGAAGAAGCUCACAUCUUUAAGACUCAAGCAAUUUGGACCGGCACACUUUGAGUGCAGGCUUACACCAAUUGGUGACCCAACCAUGGUGGUGGAGUGGUUGCAUGAUGGCAAACCUUUGGAAGCAGCUAACAGACUACGCAUGAUCAAUGAGUUUGGGUACUGUAGCCUGGACUAUGGAGUAGCCUAUUCCAGAGAUAGCGGAGUGAUCACUUGCAGGGCAACUAACAAAUAUGGUACAGACCAUACAUCUGCUACUCUGAUCGUGAAGGAUGAGAAAAGCCUUGUGGAAGAAUCCCAAUUGCCAGAAGGCAGAAGGGGACUGCAGCGAAUUGAAGAGUUAGAAAGAAUGGCCCAUGAGGGUGCUCUUCCUGCAGUUGCCAUGGACCAAAAGGAAAAGCAAAAACCAGAAAUUGUUUUGGUUCCUGAACCUGCAAGAGUCCUGGAAGGUGAAACGGCACGAUUCCGCUGCCGUGUGACUGGCUAUCCUUUGCCCAAGGUCAACUGGUACCUCAAUGGACAGCUCAUCCGUAAGAGCAAAAGGUUUAGGCUCCGUUAUGAUGGAAUCUACUACCUGGAUAUUGUGGACUGCAAAUCGUAUGACACAGGAGAGGUGAAAGUCACUGCAGAGAAUCCAGAAGGCUUUAUUGAACAUAAGGUGAGACUUGAGAUCCAGCAGAGGGAAGACUUCAGAUCUGUUCUUCGUCGUGCUCCUGAACCCAAACAUGAGCCUGUAGUGACAGAGCCUGGAAAACUUCUCUUUGAGGUACAGAAGGUGGACAAACCUGCAGAGGUAACAACUAAAGAAGUGGUGAAACUGAAAAGAGCUGAAAGAAUCACUCAUGAGAAACUUUCAGAGGAAUCUGAAGAGCUGCGUAGUAAAUUCAAGCGUAGGACGGAAGAGGGCUAUUAUGAAGCCAUCACUGCUGUGGAACUUAAGUCUCGCAAAAAAGAUGAAUCAUAUGAAGAAAUGUUAAAAAAGACAAAAGAAGAACUUCUGCACUGGACCAAAGAGAUCCCAGAGGAAGAGAAGAAAGCCCUUCCUCCUGAAGGCAAAAUCACCAUUCCAACAUUCAAACCAGAGAAGGUUGAGCUUAGUCCAAGCAUGGAGGCUCCCAAGAUAUUUGAACGAAUUCAAAGCCAGACUGUACCCCAAGGAACAGAUGCACACUUCCGUGUGAGAGUGGUGGGAAAACCAGACCCUGAGUGCCUAUGGUUCAAAAAUGGUGUGCAGAUUGAAAGGACUGAUCGUGUGUACUGGUACUGGCCUGAAGAUAAUGUUUGUGAAUUAGUCAUCAGAGAUGUGACUUCUGAUGAUUCUGCCAGCAUCAUGGUGAAAGCAGUCAAUAUAGCUGGCGAAACUUCUAGCCAUGCUUUCCUGUUAGUACAAGCCAAACAGUUAAUCAGCUUCACACAGAAGUUACAAGACAUUGUUGCUAAAGAGAAAGACUCCAUGGCAACAUUUGAAUGUGAGACAUCAGAACCUUUUGUCAAAGUGAAAUGGUUUAAGGAUGGAAUUGAGAUUCAUUCUGGAGACAAAUACAGGAUGCACUCAGACAGAAAGGCUCAUUUUCUUUCUGUACUAGCAAUUGAAAUGUCUGAUGCUGAUGACUACAGCUGUGCGCUGGUAGAAGACGAAUCCAUCAAAACUACUGCAAAGCUUACUGUUGAAGGUGCUGUGGUUGAAUUUAUUAAAGAACUUGAGGAUGUUGAAGUACCAGAGUCCUUCUCAGCUGAACUUGAAUGUGAGGUUUCCCCAGAAGACGUGGAGGGGAAAUGGUAUCAUGGCGAUGUUGAACUCACUUCUAAUCACAAAUACGUGAUUGCAUCCCGCCGUGGUCGCCAGAUCCUCACUAUUAAAGAUGUUAAUAAAGAUGAUCAAGGAGAGUAUAGCUUUGUUGUUGAUGGAAAAAGGACUCACUGUAAACUGAAGAUGAAGCCUCGUCCCAUGGUUAUUCUUCAAGGACUUACUGAUCAAAAAGUCUGUGAGGGAGAUAUUGUACAACUUGAAGUUAAAGUCUCCCUAGAAAAUGUGGAAGGUGUCUGGAUGAAAGAUGGUACUGAAAUUCAAUCAAGUGAUCGUAUUCACAUUGUGUUGGAUAAACAGUCACACAUGUUGCUGAUAGAAGAUGCAACGAAGGAAGAUAGUGGAACUUACUCUUUUAAUGUUCCCGGUCUUGAACUGUCAACCACUGGACGGAUCACAGUAUACAGUGUGGAAAUAGUGGUGCCUCUAAAAGAUGUUCACGUAGUUGAAGGAACAAAAGCUAUCCUCGAGUGCAAAGUUUCAGCACCUGAUGUAUCUUCUUCCAAAUGGUACCUGAAUGAUCAUCAGAUAAAGCCAGAUGAACGUGUACAAGCUGUAUGUAAAGGCACUAAACAGAGGCUAGUGCUUACCAGAACCCAUGCAUCAGAUGAAGGAUGUUAUAAGCUGAUGGUUGGCAAAGUUGAAACAACUUGCAAUGUCACAGUUGAAAAAAUUAAAAUUAUUAGAGGUCUCCAUGACAUCACCUGCACUGAAACACAGAAUGUAUCUUUUGAGGUCGAGCUCUCCCAUUCAGGGAUUGAUGUAAUUUGGCAUUUCAAAGGCCAAGAAAUCAAGGCUAGUCCUAAAUAUAAAAUUGAAGCACAUGGCAAAAUAUAUAAAUUGACAGUGGUAAAGAUGAUGAAAGAUGAUGAAGGGGAAUAUGUAUUUUAUGCUGGAGAGAAGAAAACAUCUGGAAAGCUUAUAGUAGCAGGUGGUGCCAUUUCAAAGCCUCUCACUGACCUGACUGUGGCUGAGUCCCAAACAGCUGUUUUUGAAUGUGAGGUUGCAAAUCCUGAAUCAGAUGGCCAGUGGCUAAAAAAUGGUAGACCAUUACCUAUGACAGAUCAGUACCGUGCUGAGUCCGAUGGUGUAAAGAGAAGGCUUAAUAUCCCUGUCACAAAACUGGAUGAUAUGGGUGAAUAUAGCUAUGAAAUAGCAAGCUCAAAGACAUCUGCCAAACUAAAGGUCGAAGCUGUUAAGAUAAAGAAGACACUAAAGAACUUGACUGUGACAGAAACACAGGAGGCAGUUUUCAGUGUAGAACUGACCCACCCUGAUGUGAAAGGAGCUCUGUGGAUUAAAAAUGGUGUUGAACUUGAAUCAAAUGACAAAUAUGAAAUUUCAGUGAAAGGAACUGUUCACACAUUGAAAAUCAAACACUGUGUUGUCACUGAUGAAUCUGUUUAUAGUUUUAAGCUUGGAAAAAUAGGAGCAAAUGCCAGACUUCAUGUGGAAACUGUCAAGAUCAUCAAAAAGCCAAAGGAUGUGACUGCUUUGGAAAAUGCUGUUGUGUCCUUUGAACUGAGUGUAUCCCAUGAUACUGUACCAGUCCGAUGGUUCCACAAAAAUGUCGAGCUUAAACAAAGUGAUAAAUACAAGCUGAUCUCUCAGAGGAAAGUUCACAAGCUUAUGCUGCAUAAUAUAUCUCCUGCUGAUGCUGGGGAAUACACAGCUCUUGUUGGGCAAAUUGAGUGUAAAGCAAAACUGUUUGUGGAAACCAUACACAUCACAAAGACCAUGAAAAAUAUUGAGAUCCCUGAGACCAAAACUGCUUCUUUUCAAUGUGAAGUUUCUCAUUUCAAUGUGCCUGCUGUCUGGUUGAAAAAUGGUGUGGAGAUUGAAAUGAGUGAAAAGUUCAAAAUAGUGGUCCAGGGGAAGCUCCAUCAGCUCAAUAUCAUGAACACAAGCAGUGAAGAUUCUGCAGAAUACACAUUUGUUUGUGGAAAUGACAGAGUCAGUGCAACUCUGACCGUAAAACCCAUCCUAAUUACCUCCAUGCUAAAAGACAUCAAUGCUGAAGAGAAAGAUACAAUAACAUUUGAAGUUACUGUUAACUAUGAAGGUAUCUCAUAUAAAUGGCUGAAGAAUGGAGUAGAAAUAAAAUCAACUGACAAAUGCCAGAUACGAACAAAGAAGCUCACACACUCCCUCUCCAUAAGGAAUGUGCAUUUUGGUGAUGCUGCAGAAUAUACUUUUGUUGCUGGAAAGGCAGCUUCAUCAGCCACUUUAUAUGUGGAAGCUCGUCACAUUGAAUUUAGGAAGCAUAUUAAAGACAUCAAGGUUGUGGAGAAGAAGAGGGCUAUUUUUGAAUGUGAAAUUUCAGAACCUGACAUUCAGGUCCAGUGGAUGAAGGAUGGCCAAGAACUCCAGAUUGGUGACAGGAUGAAAAUUCAGAGAGAAAAAUAUGUCCAUCGUCUCAUCAUUCCUUCCACAAGAAUGUCUGAUGCUGGUCAGUAUACUGUAGUAGCAGGUGGAAACACAUCCAGUGCCAAUUUGAUAGUGGAAGGUCGUGACAUUCGUAUCAGAAGCGUCCGUAAAGAUAUUCAGGUCAUUCAGAGACAAAGAGCUGAAAUUGAAUUCGAAGUCAAUGAAGAUGACAUUGAACCACAGUGGUACAAGGAUGGUAUUGAGAUCAACUUCCAAUAUGAGGAAAGAUACAGUUAUGUGGUGGAAAGGAGAGUUCAUCGAAUGAGCAUCUUUGAAACCACUUACUCUGAUGCUGGAGAAUAUACUUUUGUUGCAGGACGGAAUAGAAGUUCUGUUGUUCUCUAUGUGAAUGCUCCAGAGCCACCCCAGAUUAUCAAGGAGCUAGAGCCAACCACUGUGGAGUCUGGCAAACCUGCUCGCUUCUGUGCUAUGAUAUCAGGCAAACCCCAGCCCAAAAUUUCCUGGUACAAAGAUGAUCAACAGCUUUCUCCAGGUUUCAAGUGCAAAUUUCUUCAUGAUGCACAAGAAUAUACUCUAUUGCUGAUUGAAACUUUCCCUGAAGAUGCAGCAGUGUACACCUGUGAAGCAAAAAAUGACUACGGAGUUGCUACAACUUCAGCUUCACUUUUGGUGGAAAUCCCAGAAGUUGUUUCUCCUGAGCUAGAAGUGCCAGUGUAUCCACCUGCUGUCAUAAUACCACUACGUGAUGCUGUUACAUCCGAGGGACAGUCUGCACGUUUUCAGUGCAGAGUUACAGGGACAGAUCUGAAGGUCUCUUGGUACAGCAAAGACAGAGAGAUCAAGCCAUCACGGUUUUUUAGAAUGACUCAGUUUGAAGACACUUACCAGCUGGAGAUUGCUGAAGCUUAUCCAGAGGAUGAAGGAAUCUAUACCUUUGUGGCUAGUAAUUCUGUUGGCCAAGUGACAAGCACUGCUACCUUGAAGUUAGAAGCUCCUGAAAAAAUUAUACAUGAGAAGCUAGAGGAAGACAUCGAGAUGGAAGUGAAAGAGCAGCACAGCCAGGAGAACCUCGAGGGACCUGAGACAGCAGUGGUGCUGGCUUGCACCCAGAACUGUAAACCCACCUUCACACAGGGACUCAAGUGUAGAUCUGUCGUGGAGGGGGACCCUGCACUCUUCAAGUGCAAGCUACUGGCAUGCCCGGCACCCCAUAUGGCCUGGUUUCACAACAACCGGCCAGUCCACCAGGACUGCCGCAAGGUGAUCCGCACUGAGAGCGAGGAGCACACGCACCAUGCCAGCCUGGAGGUGCGGGAUGUGCGGGAGCACGAUGCUGGCAGCUACAGGGUAUUUGCCUUUAACAGUGAGGGCUCAGCUGAGUCCACUGCCUCCCUGCUGGUGGCACGCAGUGGGAAGCAGCAGGGCUCGGGUUUCACACGGAAAGCAGAGUGGAUGAGGGAGAGCUGGGACCACCUGCUGCAGCAGCAGCGGGAGGACCGGCUGCGGGUGGUGCUCCGCUGCACUGGCUCGCCCUUUGACAAGGGGCAGGAGGCUGAGCAGUUGCUUGGGAACAUCUCCCCAGCCCGGGGCAUGGUACGAACCAUCUGUUUCCAGAAGCUGCCACUGGUCGGGCCUCAUCGUCCAGGGCUGGUACGUGGUAGGGAGCACAGUGGCACAGUGGCAGAGGCUGAGGAGCUGCUGGAUGAGGAGAUCCGUUGGAAGCUGCAGCGGCUGCGGGAGGCAAAGAGGGCAGCGCUGAAAAAGAAGCAGGAAUCCCUCAUGUCCAUGCCCCAGGAGGGCCCUUCUGGGAAGCCCAGUCCACCUGAGGCAGCUGCCACGAUGGAUGGCUCAGAGCCCCUCGUGGUGCAGGUAGUGAAGGCGUACCGUAGGCCCAAGGCUGCAGGAGAGAGAUGGCAGAUGCCAGGUGGGCUCCUGGAGCCCUGCCCACCCCUCUUUGUCCAGGAGAUCAAGUCCCAAGAGGCUGUUGAGGGGCACAGAUGCACCUUCUCCUGUCUCUUCCAUGGCCGCCCACAACCCACAGUCACUUGGUACAACAACACCAACCCUGUGGGGCGCAUCCAAGGCACUGCUGUUCACACCACAGAGUGCCGCUCUACACUGACCUUCCCAUCCCUGCUCCCACAGCAUGAUGGCACCGUCACCUGUGUGAUCUUCAACCCUCUGGGCACAGUCAGCACCUCAGCUGCACUCCAUCAGGGACUGCCAAGUGCAGUUCCAGAUUCAGACUUGCUGUCACUGCCUGUGGAAAUAAAAAUCACUGCCCCUACUCCAACACCAGAGCAAGACACAGAGGUGAGGGAGACUACGCAUCCCUCUCCUGACCAGGCUGCUCCCACCAUAAAGCACAAGUUCAAGUUUUCAUUUGAUGUAGGAAAUGAGCCACCCCAAGUUGUGGCAGAGGUCCCAGCACACAUUCAUUGCAAAGAAGGGGAAGCAGUGGUGUUGGAGUGUGCUGUGUCUGGGCAGCCCCCACCAGUUGUGGCCUGGUCCCUGAAUGGCCAAAACCUCUCUGCCAGUGAGAGGCUGAGGUUUGAGGAAGGCAAGAAUGGUAUCUACCGCUUACACAUCCAAGAGGUCUCUGUUGCAGAUGCUGGGCUGUAUUGUUGUGUGGCCAACAAUGUGUCUGGAACAGCACAGACUGCCUCUGAGCUGACAGUGCAGCCCAGUGCACCCAGGUUGUAUAGCAAGGAUGGAGGCACUGAGGAACUGCGUGCCAAGGACCAUGUUCUGCACCUCCAAGGCCUCAGUACACUUGGGAAGGAUGAAGAUGAACAGAUUAUGUGCUCCAAGGAGAAGGAAACCCACCUAGCCUGGUCCCUGAAGCUGUCUCCAUCUCCUGGUGAGCAGUUGGAAGAGAAGUGUGAGGAAACUCCUCACUUCAGGGAAAGUGAGAUGGAGGAAACAAAGGUGCUGGAUAUCAUGGAGGUUUAUGCAAGGCAAGAAACGGGUUAUACAGAAGAAAGUGUGAGGGAUACAGAUGGUAUUUCUGAGAUGAGGCAGCAUAGCGGAACAACUGUUUCUGAGGAACACAGCUUUAGAAUUGAUGACACUGAGCUGCACCCCAACCUGUCCAGGGAAGAACAUGAACUGGUAGCCAAGGACUCAGGUCAUUUUUCAGAGGAGCUAGAGGCUGAAGGAGACAAGGUGGUACCACAUACAGGUACUCUGUCCUGUGACAUCCUAAAGUCAGCAUUUAUCGAAGUGAAAGGGCAAACACACCCCUCUGAUAGAGCUGCUCUGGCAAGGGAAUGUGAGGAUUCACAAUUUUUCAUUCCUAUAUCACCUGUGGUGCAAGAGGGGAGUGAUAUUUACAUGGAGGAGAGCGACGCCUCUGCCUGGGAGGCAAUGUCUCCUGAUGUGCCUCUUGUAGAAGAGCCAAGUGUGCUCCACCUGCAAGACAAUAUUGCAAGCACACCCACAAAGGAGCAGUUUGGCUUUUAUGACUUCUGUACAGAAGAGCAGCAGGAGGAACAGGCCAAGGAGCAACAGAGAUCAGUUGAUAUUGAUCAGGACAUCGAGGCUGAUGAUCAUCUUUGUAAAGAAGAAGCGAUUGAUGCUGGGGAUGUUGCACACUGGGAAAUGCACAAUAAUGAAAAAAUGCUGCAAGAAAUGAAGUCUGAUGCAGGCAACUCUUCUUUGGAUCUAAUCCUCACUCCUCCUGGCAUAGAAAACUCAGGUCAGGUUUUUACGGAGGAAGUUGAAGUUCACCUAGAAGAACUGCAUUUCAAAGAGCAGUUGUUGCCAUCUGACGCUGAUGAGACCAGUAUCAUAUUUGAUCUGAAGAAGUUUGUAGAGCCUUUCCCAGCUGCAGAGACUAUGGACACAGAACAGGCACAAACCUCCACAGCCCUGGAGAGUGUGGAGGUAGGAGUGACUGGACUCAUCUCCUCUGUGCAACAACGUGAUGAAAUUGUGGAAGAGAUGUCUCUGGGUGAGAAGCUGCGUCAGAGCUACAGGGUGCAACAGGAGGAGGUCAGUGCCCAGGAAAAGGCACAGCCAAGAGAAAUCAGAAGAGCUGCUUUGCAGAUCUCUAAUGGGGACUUUGGCAGCAUCAUGAUAUCUGCUGAAGAGGGAUCUUCUGCUGAAAAAAUUCAUGAGUCAGAGGAGAGUGUCCGUGGGGAGGAUUCACUUGAGGGACAAAUUCAUAGCUUUCUGUCAGAGUCCACAGCAGAUUUCCAAAAAGGAGUGCAGGAAACACAUGUGGGGGAGGGUGGGGAACGACUGGAGACCACAGACUCCCACAGUGACAGCUUCAUCAUUGACUUGAAAAAAGCUGCACAUGAAAAGAAACCUCAGGCUAGGCAUCAGAAUGAGGAGGAAGGUGGCUCUGGGAUAGAAAAGGUCUUUGAAACAGGAAUAAGCAGCUCCACCUGUGAGAUAGAAAGCACAGAUUCCCCUGAAGAGAUGCUCAAGGACAUCCAACAGGAACCAAACACAACCAAGGGCUUCUCUUUUGGGCAACUCUUACUUGGUUUAAUAAUGGAUGAUCCCGUGGCACCAAAGGAGCAAAGGAAGGAUUCUUGGGGCAAGAAGAGAAUUCCCACUGAGGAAGCCUCUGAGAAUAGCCUGUAUGGAGAAGGACAGUGGGAGGAUAUUUCUGCAGGUCCAGAGCCCAGUGUUGUUCCAGCCUCAGAGCUGGAGCCUGACUUGUCCCUGGACAAGUAUUUAAAGUCAACUGGGAUAGAGGAAGCUCCAGAUUUCAAAGGGACAGCUCAGAAGGAGCAGCAGGAGACCAUCACUUCACUGGAAGUGGAGGAGGUUACCUUCAGCAUGGUUUAUGACUAUUACAACAACCAGCAGGAACUCAUCCGGCCCUUCUCUCCUGAGUCGGAAAUGUCUAUAGAGCUAGAGACCAGGAGCGGAGAGGAGUCACCUGAUUCAGACCGCUUCUACACACCUCCCUCCUCAGUGGAGGUCUUUGAAACUGCUUCAUCAGCAUCCUACCACACUCCGAUCAGCACGCCUGAGCACUGCUCCACACCGUCUGAAGGCUCAGGAUACAGAACACCACCUGAGCGCUACUCCACACCGUCUGAGGGCUCAGGAUACAGCACACCACCUGAGCGCUACUCCACACCAUCUGAGGGCUCAGGAUACAGCACACCACCUGAGCGCUACUCCACUCCAUCUGAGGGCUCAGGAUACAGCACACCACCUGAGCGCUACUCCACACCAUCUGAGGGCUCAGUGUACAGCACACCACCUGAGCACUACUCCACACCUUCUGAGGGUUCAAAAUGCAACACACCCUUGGAGUCCUACUUCACACCCUUUGAGGGACCCUGCUCUGCAUCAGGGGACAGCACACCACCUGAGCGCUACCGGACUCCCACUGGGGAGUAUAUGGAUGCCCUGGCCACGCUCCCCCUCUGUGAGAGAAAGCAGCAGCCUCCAGACCAGGUACAGGCUGAGGUGUUUAGGACCCCCUGUGAAGCCCUGGAGCCAUCAGGCAAGGAGAUGCCACCUGCAUUCCUCAAGGCAUUGAGCAGGAGGAGGCUAUAUGAGGGCAGCACACUGAGCUUUAUGGCUGAGGUGGUGGGUGUGCCCAAGCCAGGGGUGAAGUGGUAUCAUAAUAAAUCUCUGUUGGAGCUGGAUGAGAGAGUGAGGAUAGAGAAGGAUGGGGACAAAUGUGUGCUGGAGAUCACUAAUGUCCAGAAAAAAGACGGAGGACAGUAUCUGUGCCAUGCAGUGAACAUUGUCGGGGAAGCGAAAAGUAUUGCGCAGGUGGAAGUUUUGUCUGAAGAUGGGCGGUCACUAGCACUGCCACCACCUGUCACCCACCAACAUGUUAUACAUUUUGACCUGGAGCAAAACACAUCUUCAAGGUCACCUUCACCUCAGGAAAUCCUCCUGGAAGUGGAGCUGGAUGAAAAUGAGGUGAAGGAGUUUGAGAAGCAGGUAAAAAUCAUAACCAGCCCUGAGUUUAGCCCAGAUAAGAAGAGCAUGGUGGUUUCCCUGGAUGUCCUUCCACUUGCCUUGUUGGAGCAAGCUACAGGCUUGGCCGCAGAGGAGAAUGAGGAUGUAAAAAUCGAUUUCCAAGUAACUGAAAUGCCUCCCCGCUUUGCUGUGCCCUUUGCAGAUAUCGAGGUAACAGAAGGCUUAGAGGCAGUGUUUGAGUGUGUGGUAACAGGUACUCCUAUCCCAGUAGUGCAGUGGUUCAGAGGCGACAUCUGUGUGACACCUGCCACAGGGAAGUAUGUUGUGAGUCAGAAGGAGGGACUUCACAGUCUGAAGGUCCAAAAUGUAGGUCCUUCUGAUGGUGGCUGGUAUUACUGUCGAGCAAUCAAUAGGCUGGGAGAAGCAACGUGCAAAGGCUCCCUCGUAGUCAUGGCUCAGCAGGGAGCAAGUGCUAAGGCAAGCAGUGAGACAGUCACGGGCAUUAGUUUUGAUGUGUUUGCUGAGCCAUCCCAAGAGGAACAGCUUUGAGUCAUAGAAGCCCCUCCCAAAUUCCUGAGGCUCAUUUCUGACUACAGUACAUUUGUAGGUGCCUCAGCAUGCUUCCAGUGUCUCGUGACUGGUUCCCCCCACCCAAGUGUCCACUGGUACAAGGAUGAGGUGUUGUUGGAAGGGGACAGGUAUUGUGUGCAGGAAGAGCAGGGGGACUGUCAUAACCUUAGUAUUGAAAACUUGAUGAAAAGUGACAGUGGGCAGUACAAAUGUAUAGCUACUAACAGGGCAGGAACUGCUGAGACUCAUGCUGUGUUAACAUUAUACAAAAUUUCCAUAGUUUAUUUCAGAGUCCCUUUUGAAACAGUAAAUGUUUUUAGGCUGUUGUUUACUGCAGACAUUGCUAGCACUCUUAUUGUGUCUUCUGAGGAAGGAAGAAGUGAAGGCUACAGCAGCAGCCUUCAGUUGUCUGAUAGAGAGAAAACACUUGAAUUUGAGCCUGAAAAAACAGUUUAUUCCAGCAAAGCAAAGAUGAAAAUGGAGGAAGGGGGCAAAGCCCCUGUAUUCCUCAAAGAGCUCUCAAAUGUUAAAGUCCGGCAGGGAGAUGUAGCUAGGCUCUCUGUUACAGUUAGUGGCAGCCCCACACCCAAAAUCCAGUGGUUUUUCAACAGUAUGAAGCUAACCCCAUCCAUGGACUGUAAGUUAGUGUUUGCUGGCAAUGACCACAGCCUCAUCCUCCCAUAUGUGGGUGUACAGGAUGAAGGUGAGUACACGUGUGUGGCCAGCAAUGUACACGGUGAGACCACAUGCAGUGCCUACCUCCAGGUGCAGCAACUGAUACCAGGGGUCCCUUGUUUUGCCAGGGAGCCAGACAGCGUGCAGUGUCCACCAGGCUUCACAGCAAUCUUUGAGUACACCGUGGCCGGGGAGCCAUGUCCUGAUGUGCAGUGGUUCAAGGGGAGUGAGCAGAUCUUCUCCAACGCGCGUCGUUCUGUUGCUCACCACCCUGAUGGCUCAGGCUCCUUGACAGUGCGGGAGUGCAUGGAGGAGGACACUGGGCUCUACACAUGCAGGGCAUUCAGUGCCCUAGGCGAGGCCACAUGCUCCGCUGAGCUCCUUGUGCUGCCUGAGGAGCAUGCUGUGUGCAGGCACAGCCCAGCCUUGCAACACUCUGCGGUGGCAGAGGACCAAAGUCUCCUCUCCUAUGAAGAGUCUGGUGAGCUUCCUGCCAUAGAAGGAGCGCUCAGCCUUGAGGCCACAAGGGAGCCCCCAGCCCUCCUUCAGCUUCAGACAAGCCAGAUGGAGCACGUGUUGCCCAGGGAAGACAUCUUGCCUGGCCUGCCACCAGCCUGCCUGGCUGCACGGAGUGUUGAAGAGAUGAUUGCCCAGGUGGCCACAACACAAGAGAGCAGCAGGCUUCUGGCAGAGCCAUUGCAAACCCUCCCUGCUGGCCCCCAGGGUGUGGUUCCUGCAGCAGCCAUGGAGACACAACUGCCAGCCUGCCUUGGGACUGUAGCUGCACAGAUACUCUUGCCCAAAGAGCAGCUAAUCACCAAGACAGCAGAACAAACGGCUGCUCUGAAGACAGAGGCUUCCCAAGCCCUUCUACAAAUGUCAAGCACCACUGAGAGCUGUGCCAUAGAUGGUGACCACAUCCAGGUCCUUGAGGGCUUCCAGGCAAUGCAAGGUGAACUGAAGGCUGAACCCAGAUUUCCCUCUGAACUGGCCUUCACUGGGAGCCAAGCUGUUCCUCUGGAGAACAUAUCUUCCCUGGAAACAGCAGAGGAAGAUUUUGCUGCCAGAAUCCAUGAGGGACAGAAUGUGAGAUUUCCCUUGCUGCUAAAAGAAAACCAGCCCCUGGAGAAAGAACAUGUCAUUGAUCUUGCCAGUCCACUUAGGAAGUGUCCAAGGGCAGGGAGACAACCCCAUGAAACAAUGUACACGCACCAGCUCCAGCCAAGCCAAGUCCUCAACAAGGAGAGCCAGCUUACUGCUGAAGUUCCCAAGAGCUGUAAGUUAGACGUAAAGUCUCAAAUUAGAAAUGCACUGAAAGCUGCAGUGGUAAGUGAGCAAAACCUCUUAUUUUCAGAAUGGUUGACUGAUAAAGAAAACAUUGAAGUGCAGACAAUAAACAUAACAAAGGAACAUAAACACACCCUAUGCACCUAUGUUGUGACCGCAGGAGGACUCAGUCCCAUAGAAAUCCCAGUCUCCCUGGAAGAAGUCAGUAUUCAGACAGCUGACCAGAAAACUAUCUUGAAGGAGGCUUUCUAUUCUCUUAUUUGUGAAGAAAAACAUCUCUUGAUAGAUGAAAAAUCCAAAGCAUUACCAGUCCAUCCAAGUCCACUUCUCUCAGGAAAAUACUACAAUGAAACCUCAGAGCUGGAACCCCAGCAAGCUGAGAGGACUAUGGAGGCAGAAAUACCCGUGGAGCAGCCUUUAUCUGCACAAGUAAUCAACACUGUGACUGUGCAUGGUCAAAUCAAGGAUGUGGGCGCAGCUGCAGCCACUGCUGAUGUAGCCCCCAUAGAUGUUCCCAUUGAGAUACCCACAGAAAUACUGAAAAGGAAGGAGAAAAGGGAAGAAAUAUGUGAGAAAGAGGGUAGAGAGGGUCUGGAAACUAGAGAUGUGAAGCUGACGGAUGAGUUGGACAAAGAGAGUUAUCCCAUCAUUCACAGCAAACUUGUUGACACUGUUGCGGAGGAAGGGGAGAAUGUCAGUUUGGUGGCUGUCAUAUCAAAUGUCAGUGAGGUGAACUGGUACUUUGAAGGUAAACUGGUGUUUUCAGGCGACAAAUUCAAGUGUUUGCAAGAUCAGGACACAUACACACUAGUAUUAAGCAAAGUGUGCACGGAGAUUCACCAAGGAGAGUACACCUGUGAGGCUCUGAAUCAAGGUGGAAAAAGAGCAACAGCAGCAAAACUCACAGUUGUUAAAAGAGUUGCACCGAUCUUGAGGAGAAGGCUCGAAUCUCUGGAGGUGGCUGUAAAUCACGUGGCCAAGUUUACCUGUGAGGUAGAGACUGCUCCCAAUGUCAAGUUCCAGUGGUACAAAGCUGGACGAGAGAUAUAUGAUGGAGACAAAUAUUCCAUUCGCACCUCCAACUACCUCUCCACACUGGAGAUCCCGAGGCCUCAGGUUGUUGACUGUGGAGAGUAUAGCUGUAAGGCUUCCAACCAGCAUGGCAGUGUAAGCUCUACAGCCCUUUUAACUGUAACUGAAGCAUUUCCACCAACGUUUCUUACCAGACCUGAAUCUAUCACUACUUUUGUGGGCAAAAGUGCCAAGUUCCUGUGUACUGUGUCAGGCACUCCAGUCAUCGACGUCGCCUGGCAGAAAGAUGACACGACCAUUUCACCUUCAGAUCACCACAAGAUCUUCAAAGUGGAAAAUAAACAUGUGUUAGAAAUUUCCUUUCUCACCACCAAUGACAGAGGGGUUUACACUUGCAAAGCUUCCAACAAGUUCGGGGCUGACAUUUGCCAGGCUGAAAUGGUCAUUAUAGACAAGCCCCACUUCAUUAAAGUUUUGCAGUCAGUGCAGUCAGCAGUCAAUAAAAAAAUACGUCUUGAAUGUCAGGUAGAUGAAGACAGGAAAGUAACCGUAGGGUGGACAAAGGAUGGAAACAAAAUCCCUCCAGGCAAAGAUUAUAAGAUUUACUUUGAAGACAAAAUAGCCUCACUUGAGAUUCCUCUGGCUAAGCUCAAGGAUUCAGGCCAUUAUGUGUGCACUGCCUCAAAUGAGGCAGGAAGCAGCUCCUCUUCUGCCAGUGUCACAGUAAGAG
This is a messenger RNA of Antrostomus carolinensis (chuck-will's-widow), 19327 nucleotides long. Its product is annotated as titin-like. Lineage: Eukaryota; Metazoa; Chordata; Aves; Caprimulgiformes; Caprimulgidae. The record is from RefSeq and is a predicted model, not a curated record. The transcript has 49 exons. The annotation marks the transcript as partial.